Messenger RNA from Macaca mulatta (Rhesus monkey), 1690 nucleotides. It is a transcript of the gene CCDC74B, whose product is annotated as coiled-coil domain containing 74B. The record is from RefSeq and is a predicted model, not a curated record. NCBI's taxonomy places the organism in Eukaryota, Metazoa, Chordata, Mammalia, Primates, Cercopithecidae.
AGUAGAGUCGGGGUUUCGCCAUGUUGGUCAGGCUGGUCACGAACUCCCGACCUCAAGUGAUCCGUCCGCCUCGGCCUCCCCAAGGUCGGGGGUCACGGGCGCGCCCCCGCCGGGCCCCGGACGCCGCGGAAGUCGCUCCUCAGCCGGGAGGAGCAGCCAAGGCCCCGCCCACGCCAACCGCCUCGCCUGCCGCCGCGCGGUUUCCACGGUGACGGGCGCCCAGCGGGGCUGCCUGGCCGAGCCGGGUGCAGCGGCCGCGGGAAGGUCCCGGCGAUGGCGAGAUGAGCGUUGCGGGGGUGGUGGCGGGGACGCGCCCCCCCAGCUCGCCCACCCCGGGCUCCCGGCGCCGGCGCCAGCGCCCCUCCGUGGGCGUCCAGCCCGGGGGGCCGCAGAGCCCGCAGCUCCGGCCCAGCGACCCGCAGAAACGGAACCUGGACCUGGAGAAGAGCCUGCAGUUCCUGCAGCAGCAGCACUCGGAGAUGCUGGCCAAGCUCCACGAGGAGAUCGAGCACCUGAAGCGGGAGAACAAGGAUCUCCAUUACAAGCUCAUAAUGAAUCAGACAUCACAGAAGAAAGACGGCCCCUCAGGAAACCACCUUUCCGGGGCCUCUGCUCCCUUGGGUGCGUGCUGGGUCUGCGUCCGCGGAGUGUGGGUAGAGCCGGGAGGACACAGCCCUGCCAGGCUGAAGGAGGGCCCCUCACGGACACACAGGCCAGGAGGCAAGCACGGGCGUCUUGCAGGCGGCAGCACCGAGCUGCGCUCUCCUGCAGACAGCCUCUCCACGUCCAGCUUCCCAUCUGUCAAGUCCAUCUCUAACUCAGGCAAGGCCAGGCCCCAGCCCGGCUCCUUCAACAAGCAAGAUUCGAAAGCUGACGCCCCCCAGAAGGCAGACCUGGAAGAGGAGCCCCUACUUCACAACAGCAAGCUAGACAAGGUUCCUGGGGUGCAAGGGCAGGCCAGAAAGGAGAAAGCAGAGGCCUCUAACGCAGGCGCGGCCUGUAUGGGGAGCAGCCAGCACCAGGGCAGGCAGAUGAUGGGGGUGGGGGCACACCCCCCAAUGAGCCUGCCCCUUCACCUGCGAAAACCCACCACGCUGAAGCAGUGCGAAGUGCUCAUCCGCGAGCUGUGGAACACCAACCUCCUGCAGACCCAGGAGCUGCAGCACCUCAGGUCCCUCCUGGAAAGGAGCCAGAGGCCCCAGGCAGCCCCAGAGGAGGCUGGGUCUAGCUCUCCCAGGGACCAGGAAGCCAUGCAUUUUCCUAAGGUCUCCACUAAGGGCCUCUCGAAGAAAUGCCUGCUUCUGAGCCCGCCUGUGGCGCAGCGUGCCGUCCUGCCUGCCCUGAAGCAGACCCCGAAGAACAACUUUGCCGAGAGGCAGAAGAGGCUGCAAGCAAUGCAGAAACGGCGCCUGCACCGCUCAGUGCUUUGAGCCUCCCACAUCUGGUCAGUGCCAGGCCCACCAACCUGCAGCUGGAGACUGGUUCUCUAUAGCAUUUCCUGACACUUCACUACCUUUAGGCCUGGCUGAAUUCCAAGAUAGAUGACACUUGAAAUAGAUAAAGUACUUGAUCUCUAAACUAACCAUUUAUUUUCUGUUAUUUUGCUAUUUAGCAUUUACAUAAAAAGCACAUGAUGAAGUAGGUAUCGCUUUACCUGUUGAAACUGAAAAUAAAGCUUCUUUACUUCCAA